ACACCUACAGGGCAGAGAUUGGAAAAAGCCGCCUGCGCCCGUUGUCGGAGAAGUGAUAUAGAGCGGGUUGGGGAAAAGUAAGGGACACAUAAGGGACUAGAAAUCUCCUACCUACUUGUCCAACCUAAGUAAGGCUGCACGAGCGAAUAAAUCAGAUCGAACGAUCAACGAGGAACUAUUGGGAAACUAUACCUCAUCAUACCGCAAAAUGGCACCGACACGUAUUAUCCUCGAUACCGACCUGUCUAUGGGCGCCGGAGCGGAUGUCGACGACGGCUUCGCUCUCGCCUUGGCACACGCGGACCCAGACAUUCAGCUGGAAUUAAUCACUACGGUGAAUGGCAACACGGAUGUUGAGAGUGCUACAAUCUUAACGGGUGUCCUGCUCAACCGACUCGGUAUCAAGGACACACCCCUCGUCAAAGGAUCAGCUACGCCCAUCAUCCACCCAGACCAAACACACAAAAUCGCAGACCAUGUCCUCGCCCUAAAAGACAGCGCGCGGCCUCCAAAUCCGGGCUACGCCCCCGUAGCCAUCGCCGAGCACAUCCUCGCCAACCCCGGCCAAAUAACCGUCGUCGCCAUCGGCCCUCUAACCAACAUCGCCCUCGCGCUGCUCCUCGAGCCCCGCAUCAAGUCUGCAAUCAAAGAACUCGUAAUCAUGGGCGGCAUAUUCUUCGGAACCAUGUACUCACGCGCCAAACCCGGGGAAUUCAACGUAUUCUCCGACCCCGAAGCCGCGCGCACCGUCCUGCGAUCCGGAAUACCGCAGCGAUGGGUCGGAUUAGAUUGUACUUAUAAAGUCCGAUUGACCAUGGACGACGCCAAGGCGCUCCAGAAAUCUUCUUCGGGUUUCGCGGUUUUCGCUGGGGAUGCUACGAUUAAGUAUAUAAACUACCAGGUAGACCGAUUCCCGGGUAGGCCUAAGACGGAUUCGAUACCUAUGCACGACCCCUUAGCUGUAGCUGUUGUGUCGAAGCCUGGUAUCUGCGAAUAUAGGGAUAUGGCUGUGUCAGUUAUCACGGGGGAUGGUGAGGCGCGGGGUGUUUUGAUUGCGGAUCGAUUGGAGACUAAAUCGCCCCCGAUUCCUAAUUGCAAAGUCGCUGUCGAUGUCAAUGCGGAGGCGUUCCGAAGUCAUUUCUUGACGUUGAUACAGAAGUUGUAACCUUUCUCUUCGGGCAACCUUCUUUUUAUUUUCAUUUCUUUAAUAGAUAAGGAUGGACAAUGUUAGAGACAAAAGUUGGGUUUUAUGGGUCGAUUUAUGAAAUCUAUUACAUCUGUUGAAACGAGGCGCAUCUAAUACGCCGUUGAGAAUUCUAUAUCAUUUUAAUUUGCCCCCGAGGCCUGUUCUUUUCCCUCCUUAUCGGCUUCGUUUCCUGCGGUUUUCUUAUCUUCUGUCGUGGUCUGUUUCUGCCACAUCGCGUAGUAUCUACCCUG
Messenger RNA from Hypoxylon trugodes, 1437 nucleotides. RefSeq names its product Inosine/uridine-preferring nucleoside hydrolase domain-containing protein. Gene Ontology annotation, biological process: purine nucleoside catabolic process. The coding region runs from base 209 to 1165 and encodes 318 amino acids. Gene Ontology annotation, cellular component: cytosol. The record is from RefSeq and is a predicted model, not a curated record. The transcript has a single exon. Lineage: Eukaryota; Fungi; Ascomycota; Sordariomycetes; Xylariales; Hypoxylaceae. Gene Ontology annotation, molecular function: purine nucleosidase activity.